This is a messenger RNA of Aspergillus melleus, 1386 nucleotides long. RefSeq names its product MFS transporter. The coding region runs from base 1 to 1386 and encodes 461 amino acids. Lineage: Eukaryota; Fungi; Ascomycota; Eurotiomycetes; Eurotiales; Aspergillaceae. The record is from RefSeq and is a predicted model, not a curated record. The transcript is spliced from 6 exons. Gene Ontology annotation, biological process: transmembrane transport. Gene Ontology annotation, molecular function: transmembrane transporter activity.
AUGCGGUCUUCUCGCUGGUUCAUUGUCGCUGUGAUAUCAACUGCGUAUCUAACGACCCUAUUUUUGUAUGGCAUGAUUGUUCCUAUCAUGCCCACGGCGCUGGUCGCGCGAGCAGGUGUGUCACCGGAUCAACAGGCAUUUUGGACGAGCAUCCUAUUGAUCUGUGAGACCGCCACGGCCUUUGUGGCCUGUCCAAUCUUCGGAUUCUGGGUGGACUCCUCGAUCGGGCGCAAAAUCCCCUUUCUGUUAGGCCUGGUUUUGCUUGCCGGCGCGAUGGCUUUCUUUACCGCAGCGCGGUCCACAACGAUGUAUAUCGUGGGGAGAAUACUACAAGGCCUCGCAUCCGCUUUGGUGGAUGUUGCAGGUCUUGCGCUCCUGCGAGACGGCAUGGGUAGCGAUCGCUUGGGAGAAGCCUUGGGGUACGUGGGUACCGGCCAAAUGGUUGGACUCAUGGCCGGACCUCCAUUGGGUGGCAUCGUGAAUCGUGCUGGAGGGUAUUAUGCGGUGUGUAUCCUGGGGUUUGUGAUUGUCGUCGUGGACGCGGUGAUGCGCUUAGCAGUGCGGGAGAAAAAGGGCGACAACCAAAAUACCAGCCAAAUGGUCGAAAGCGCCAAUGCUGUUGAGACCGAGGAAAGCCACAAUAAACCUCCCGUUACGACGAGCAGUGCAAAUGCCGAAUUGAGCCCCCGGGAAGCGAAGGCCGUGUCUUUUGCAGGGCUGAAAAUAUUGAAGCAGCCACGAGUGGUCAUCACACUUUGGGCGCUAGCUAUGGAUGGACUGAUAGUUGGUGCUUUCGAUGCGACCCUGCCUACCUAUGUGGAGCAAUUGUUUGGAUGGGAUGCCUUUGCAGCAGGAUUACUCUUCCUCGCAAUGGCAGGGCCGGCGCUAUUGGAGCCGUUGUCUGGGCGACUGUGCGACCGUUUCGGGGCUCGCAUUAUGGCAGUUCUGGGGUUCGCAAUGUAUGCCCCGCCAUUGGUAUGCCUGCAAUUCGUCACCCAGGAUAGUAUGUCACACAAGGUUCUACUAGCCGCGCUUAUGGCGUUGUGUGGCCUCGCUCCUACGGUGUCCCAGCCGGCCCUGUAUGUGGAGUCGCAGAUCGUACUGGAAGAAAUGGAGCAGCGCAGUCCGGGCGUCUUCGGCCCGCAAGGGGCGGUCUCACAGGCAUUUGCGGUGCAGACGAUGGCCAACUAUGCCGGCCUCGCGGUCGGGCCUAUCAUCGGGGAGAAAUUGCUCAGUCGGUAUGGGUGGAAGUCAAUGGCGUGGACAUUGGGGGCAUUGGCUGGAGUGACGAUCCUGCCCAUGUUCUAUCUGAGCCACACAAGCUUCACUGAACAGGCACUGCAAGGGGAGGUACAGUCUGGCGGUGACGAGACUCGCGAGUGUUAG